UGUGUUCUAGAAUCUCUAAAGAAUUUUACAGCUUCAUCAGAAUAACAGAAUAUUACCAAGACAACUUUUACUGAAAAAUACAAAAAAAAACAAAUAUGAAAUUCUACAAACGCAACGGACGGGAUUGGGACAUCAUCAUAGCGGUCGAAGGCACUCAUUUCCAGGCUCACAGAUUAGUGCUGCUGGAAUUGAGCCCUUAUUUCAGUGCUCUAUUCACAAGGUGGAGCAGCCCGAACCAAAUCAUAUACACCAUCCCUGGUGUGGCUCCACACAUAAUGGACUACAUCAUCCAGUACGCUUACACGAAGUGGGUCAGAAUCACACGAAAAAAUGUGAAGGAUCUGGCGAUGGCAGCCGAUUAUCUGUUAGUGAAUGACGUCGUUCGACUCUGCUGCAAGUUUAUGGAGAAGCAGCUCUCUCCAGUGAACUGCAUUGAAAUACGAAGGUUUGCCCGUACGUACCACUGGUCCUUGCUGUUUCAUAAAGCAUCUGUACUGGCGGAGAAAACUUUCCCGAGCUGCAUCGAUGCUUUUGUACACAGAGAAUAUUUCCGGACACAUACCACCUUGGCUGGUGUGGCUUACCGUACUAGAGGAAGAUGUCAAAAACCGUACACACGGCCCCACUGUGAGAAACAGUAACCAAGCCUGGAGCUCCACCAGACCAUGCACACAUACAAAUACACACAAAAACAUUAACACACACACCUUUUUCUUUCUGCAUCAAUUUCUUUUUUACUGUAAAAGCUUGUGGUGAUAUUUGGUGCAACUUUGGAGUUUUUAGAGAUAAAGUGCUGAUGUGACACCUGA
Molecule: messenger RNA, 809 nt
Organism: Tachysurus fulvidraco (yellow catfish)
Lineage: Eukaryota; Metazoa; Chordata; Actinopteri; Siluriformes; Bagridae
Product: kelch-like protein 10
Exons: 2
Coding region: 96-641 (181 amino acids)
Molecular function (GO): protein binding
Source: RefSeq, a predicted model, not a curated record